UGCCGAGUUGCGAAAGGAAGGAAAAGUAGCAAACAAAUUAUAUGGACCCAACCGGAAAUACCGCUCUUCUUCUCUUCUCAGUUCUCACCAUUUCGGAAACAAUCGCUCUCUGAAUCAAUCUCACUCUUCUCUUCACCAAAACCCUAAUUCCCCUCUCUGAAUCGACGUCUCUGUCUUUGAUCGGAUCCGCGUUGCAAAUUUUCGAAUUUCAAUUCCGCCGGCGAUCUCAUUCAUCAUUUGCUCAUUCCUCCGAUAAGCAUUGCUCGAUCGUCCGCCGAAAUCUGCGCGAUUCAGUUUUUGAAUCUUCGCUCGGCCUUCUUCUUUCAAUUGUUGUUUCAAUGCUCGCAGUGACGGAGAGGAUUCACAGCGUUACGAUCGGUUAUGGUUGGAAAAUUAGGGUUGACGGAGUUUACAAUUUAGCGUGGAUUUGAAUUUGAAUCUCUCUGCAAGCGAAAAGACAUAAGCAAACUCACGAUUUUGGACAUGAGAAGCUCUUGGUGCAAGAAACUGUCCUUCAUUAUUGGCCCUAAACCGCCACUGAGUUGGUUAAUCUUGUGCCUGAUAAGCCUCCUCGCGCUGAUUGCAUUAUUGAAUUCUUCUUCACAAUCGUCGUCGUCUUCCAACGCCGUUGAUUCAGCACAUCACAGUGCAGAAUCUCUAAUUUACACUAACUACAGAAGGAUAAAGGAGCAAGCUGCGGUUGAUUUUUUGGAGUUGAGGUCUGUGUCGAGCGGUGGCGCGAGGCAAAAGGAAUUAGGACUUUGUGGCAAAGAAAGUGAAAACGUAGUGCCUUGUCACAAUGUAUCUGCUAAUUUGUUGUCGGGGUUUAAACAAGGUGAAGAGUUUGAUCGGCAUUGUGAAGCGUCGAUGGGUGCAGAAAAGUGUUUGGUUCGGCCUCCAAAGGAAUACAAGAUUCCGUUGCGGUGGCCGAGUGGGAGGGACGUUAUAUGGAGUGGGAAUGUGAAGAUAAGCAAAGAUCAGUUUCUUUCGUCUGGAAGUAUGACCAAAAGGUUGAUGCUACUAGAAGAAAAUCAAAUUGCCUUUCACUCAGAGGAUGGAUUGAUCUUUGACGGCGUGAAAGAUUAUUCCCGCCAGCUUGCAGAGAUGAUAGGAUUAGGAAGUGACACUGAGCUUCCUCAAGCGGGUGUUCGAACUAUACUAGAUAUUAAUUGUGGAUUUGGUAGCUUUGGAGCUCAUUUAUUGUCACUGAAAAUAAUGGCACUAUGUAUUGCGGCAUAUGAAGCAACUGGCAGCCAAGUUCAAUUGUCUCUUGAAAGAGGCCUUCCAGCUAUGAUUGGCAACUUUAUCACAAGACAGCUUCCAUAUCCAUCGUUAUCAUAUGACAUGGUUCACUGUGCUCAGUGUGGCAUUAUGUGGGAUGAAAAAGAUGGAAUGUUGCUUAUAGAAGUUGACCGUGUUCUUAAACCUGGAGGAUAUUUUGUUUUAACCUCUCCGACAAGCAGGCCUCAAGGUUCAUCACGGGAGAAAAAGAAAAUAAUGUCAAAUCCAAUGGAAGAGCUGACCCAACAACUCUGCUGGACUCUUCUAGCUCAGCAAGAAGAGACUUUCAUCUGGCAGAAGACUGCUGAUGUUUAUUGUUAUGCAUCCCGUAAGCGGCAUAGCAUACAGCUAUGUAAAGAAGGGGAUGAUGUUGUUUCAUAUUAUCGGCCUCUUGUGCCAUGUAUAAGUGGGACCUCUAGCAACCGCUGGAUUGCAAUACAGAACAGAUCAUCUGAAUCUGAAUCUGAAUUGAGCUCAGCUGAACUUAAAAUUCAUGGAGUUCAGCCCGAAGAAUUUUAUGAAGAUUUGCAGUAUUGGAGAUCAGCUGUUAAGAAUUAUUGGUCAUUGCUUACACCACUAAUUUUCUCUGACCAUCCAAAGAGACCUGGAGAUGAAGAUCCACUUCCUCCAUAUAACAUGAUCCGGAAUGUUAUGGACAUGAAUGCUAAUUAUGGGGGUUUGAAUGCGGCCCUGCUGGAGGAGAAAAAAUCAGUGUGGGUCAUGAAUGUUGUUCCUGCCAGGGCUUCUAAUGCACUUCCUCUUAUACUAGAUAGAGGUUUUGCUGGUGCCAUGCAUGACUGGUGUGAACCUUUCCCCACCUACCCGCGGACAUAUGAUCUCCUCUACGCAGAUGGACUUCUCUCACAUCUCACCUCAGAGAGGUGCCGCAUGAUAGAUUUGUUCUUGGAGAUGGAUAGAAUACUGCGUCCAGAGGGAUGGGUCAUUCUUUCUGAUACCAUGGGAGCUAUAGAGACAGCUCGCACACUUGCAACACAAGUACGUUGGGAAGCAAGGAUAAUUGAUCUCCAGAAUGGCAGUGACCAGCGGCUACUUGUUUGCCAGAAACCAUUUUUGAAAAAAUAAUUGAUUGAGCACUAGUAUUUGUCACCAUGACAAAUGAACACAAUUCUUUUGCUCUGAGAAUCGAUUUAGUUGGCGCAUCUUUGUAUAUACAACGCUCAGAGCCUUGACAUUUUCAAUCUUUGUCCACAACCGGUCAGGGGAUUGAGGAAGCUGUAGAUUGUGAAGGUUCUCGUUGAUUUAGCUACAGUUCAUUUUUUUGUCAAAGUUUGUAGUAAUUCAUUUUUCUAAUAUCUUAUUAGCAUUAUUUAUUGUUUAUUUUUAUUUUAUUCAUGAUUUUUUUAUCGAUCAUUGGACUUCUAUCAGUUCUGUUGAACAAUCACUAAUUUUUGAGAGAAAAUGUGAAUGAAUGG
Abrus precatorius (Indian licorice) is the source of this 2714-nucleotide messenger RNA. RefSeq names its product probable methyltransferase PMT5. Lineage: Eukaryota; Viridiplantae; Streptophyta; Magnoliopsida; Fabales; Fabaceae. The record is from RefSeq and is a predicted model, not a curated record. Gene Ontology annotation, molecular function: methyltransferase activity. The transcript is spliced from 9 exons. Bases 484 to 2364 code for a protein of 626 amino acids. Gene Ontology annotation, cellular component: cytoplasm.